Dendrobium catenatum is the source of this 1410-nucleotide messenger RNA. Its product is annotated as bifunctional nitrilase/nitrile hydratase NIT4. The transcript is spliced from 5 exons. Lineage: Eukaryota; Viridiplantae; Streptophyta; Magnoliopsida; Asparagales; Orchidaceae. Gene Ontology annotation, molecular function: nitrile hydratase activity; nitrilase activity. Gene Ontology annotation, biological process: detoxification of nitrogen compound. The record is from RefSeq and is a predicted model, not a curated record. Bases 33 to 1088 code for a protein of 351 amino acids.
CGCUAGUUCUGUGCCACAGAUAAGAUACUCCCAUGGCGGUCGUCCCGGCAUCCAGCUCCGUUGGAUCCCCUCUGAUUGCUGAAGUCGACAUGGGCGGCGGCUCCGAUCCCUCUUCCGUCAUUGUCCGCGCCACCGUCGUCCAGGCAUCCACUGUCUUCUACGACACAUCCGCAACCAUUGAUAAAGCUGACAGGCUCGUCGCAGAGGCUGCUUCUUAUGGAUCUCAGUUGGUUGUAUUUCCAGAAGCAUUUAUUGGUGGCUAUCCACGUGGAUCUACCUUUGGUGUCACCAUUGGUAGCCGCUCAGCUAAGGGGAAGGAAGAUUUUCGGAAGUACCAUGCUGCAGCCAUUGAUGUGCCAGGUCCUGAAGUUGAUCGCAUAGCAGCGAUUGCAGGGAAGUACAAGGUCUUCAUAGUUAUGGGUGUGAUUGAAAGAGCAGGGUAUACACUUUAUUGUACAGUUCUCUUUUUUGAUCCUUAUGGUCAGUACCUUGGUAAGCACCGCAAACUCAUGCCCACAGCUCUGGAGCGUAUUAUCUGGGGUUUUGGUGAUGGAUCCACUAUUCCUGUGUAUGAAACCCCAAUUGGAAGAAUUGGUGCCCUCAUUUGUUGGGAGAACAGAAUGCCCCUCCUGAGGACAGCAUUGUAUGGUAAAGGCGUUGAAAUAUAUUGUGCUCCCACAGCUGAUGCCAGGGAGGUAUGGCAGGCGUCAAUGACGCAUAUUGCACUUGAGGGUGGAUGCUUUGUUCUCUCAGCAAAUCAGUUCUGCCGCAGGAAAGACUAUCCACCACCACCUGAUUAUGAAUUUUCCGGUGCUGAAGAGGAACCCUCUCCCAAUUCUGUAGUGUGCGCUGGAGGGAGCGUCAUUAUAUCACCAUCCGGAAUGGUCUUGGCAGGUCCAAAUUAUGAAGGAGAGGCCCUUAUAACUGCUGACCUUGAUCUUGGAGAGAUAGUUCGAGCUAAGUUUGAUUUCGAUGUGGUUGGGCAUUACUCUAGGCCUGAGGUGCUGAGCCUGACGGUGAAAGACCAUCCCCAGCAUCCCGUUUUCUUCACCUAUGCUGCCAAUAAGGAAAGCGAACAGAAAUCAUAGUGAGCUCUUGUGAAUUCCCGUCCGAUUUUUCUGUAAGAAGCCACUGGAAAUUAUCUACUAUCUUUAGUUGACUUGUACAUUUAAUCUUGAGCCUGAUUAUCCUCUGAUGAUGGGAAAUGCUGAAGCUUCUGAUCAUUUGAGAUUGUACAAUACGAUUGAGCUUGUUGAAUUGUUUCUGUUAGAUGUCAAGUUGGCUUGCUAUCUUUUAACUUGGAAAAGCAAAAAAGCAAGCAAAGUUUUUUUUUUUUUAACCUACAUGUACCUUCGGACUUCCCUUCAAAAUAAUGUUUAGUUUCUGGCCUAAUGUGGCAGUAAAGAAGAA